Messenger RNA from Neolamprologus brichardi, 5182 nucleotides. The record is from RefSeq and is a predicted model, not a curated record. NCBI's taxonomy places the organism in Eukaryota, Metazoa, Chordata, Actinopteri, Cichliformes, Cichlidae.
CUCUGCCUCGUAGUUUAAAGACUUGAGACACAUUUUUUUAAACAUACGCGACAAAAUAUAAAAAUAAAUCCUGUAACCACUCUUAUACCUGCCCCUGAUUGCUUAUAAGGGCAUUUUCUACAGCUGAGUUAAGCACUGUCAAAAGGAAAACGUAUUACUAAAACUAUUGUCAGUCACUGUGGAGUGAGGUCAGGGGGUUAAACUCAGGCCUGACUAAACAAUGUCUUCGUAUCUGCAGAGUAAUGUCUGUUAUCACAGUGAGUACAUAGCUGUAUUAUCUGAUGAGAUGUUGGGCUCUGAUGACUGCACCUUGGCCUUGGAUGGUCUGUUUUUUGACAAACCCGCUGUCCAUGAAGUAAAACCACUGCACCAGGAGGUCAGUCCAUGGCAGCUGGAAGAGCCUCCAUCUCUUACACAUAUUCCAGCCACUCAGGAUAUACAAGAGGAGGCUGAAUCGCUCUCUACACGAUACAGUUUCUCAGAGGCAACCCAUAAGUUUCAGCCUCUUUUUAAAGGAUCUGCUGGCCUUAAGGUGCUACCUUCAACAAUCAGCAGUUCCUGCAGUUUUAACAGUGAUAAGAAAGAGACUGAGAAGACUAACGGAGGUAGCAGCAGCAGCACCAGCCAAUGCGAUGGCCUCCAGGGAGGUGAAGGAUUCAGGGAUUACUCUCAGGGUGGCUGUCAGAGUGGCAGAGGUGGCGAUGAAACCCUGCAGGACUCUGGUCAUGUGGGCCUCAGCAGAUGGUUGUCUCAGGACUGCAGCAAAAGCCUGCCUCUACGGACAAGCUUGUUCAAUAUUGAGGUGUAUACCAGUGGAGGUGACUCUUUAAACACAGGUGACCUCAGUAGCAGUGGUGGCAGCAAUCAGACAACAUCCAGACCUCAAACUUUUCUCAGUCAGGUUACCAUGGCGACAGCGCCUCCUCCUCCUCCUCCUCUUCCUCUUCAGCCGCCACAGGCGACAGUUGGCCACGCAGCUCCUCCUUUCCCCUCCAAGCCCACCCUCUCACCCCCUCCCAUGGGUUCAUCUGCAGCGAGUGGCCGACCCCCGCAGCAGGCGGCACUCGCAGAGACGCAGGACAAGGGCACAAAGAAAGGUUUCGUUCCGCCCAUGACGCCUCGGCCGCUCCUAAUCCAAGGAUCUUCUGGAUCUGGAGUUUUGCGCCCAGUUUCAGAAAUACCAUUUAAGUUCAGAUCUGUCUUCAGUGAGUUUCCCUUUUUCAAUUACGUUCAGUCCAAAGCUCUGGAUGACGUUCUUUACACAAAUAAAAACUUUGUGGCCUGUGCUCCGACUGGAUCUGGUAAAACAGUGCUGUUCGAGCUGGCAAUCAUUCGCCUGCUAAUGGAGACACCAGAGCCCUGGAGAGAUGUCAAAGCUGUAUAUAUGGCCCCUAUCAAAGCUCUCUGCAGUCAGUGCUUUGAGAGCUGGAAAAAGAAGUUUAGUCCUCUAGGGCUGACCUGCAAGGAGCUGACUGGUGACACAGAGAUCGAUGACUUCUUUGAGAUUCAGGACUCCCACAUCAUCCUGACCACACCUGAAAAGUGGGACAGCAUGACCAGAAAGUGGAAGGAUAACUGUUUGCUGCAGCUAGUUAGGCUCUUCCUUAUCGACGAGGUGCAUGUCGUGAAGGAUGCAACCCGCGGUGCCACGUUGGAAGUGGUGGUGAGCAGGAUGAAGGCAGUACACACCUUCAGGACUUCACAGUAUCCAGAGGCCAGCCUCUCUAUGAGAGUUGUGGCUGUGUCUGCUACCAUACCCAAUGUAUCUGAUAUAGCAGACUGGCUGUCAAAUGAGAACGGCCCGGCCAUAUAUCUGGAUAUGGAUGAGAGCUACCGUCCGGUGAAGCUAAGGAAGGUGGUGCUGGGAUUCCCCUGUGGUCCAAAUCAAACUGAGUUCAAGUUUGAUUUGUCACUUAACUACAAGAUCGCCAACAUCAUACAGACGUACGCUGAGCAGAAGCCUGCACUUGUGUUUUGCUCUACAAGGAAAGGAACUCAGCAGUCAGCCGCAGUUCUGGCUAAGGAUGCUCGAUUCAUCAUGAGCAUCGAGCACAAGCAAAGGUUGAUGAAAUAUGCAAACUCCGUUCUCGAUUCUAAACUGAGAGAUUUGGUGGCGUUAGGAGUCGGCUACCAUCACGCAGGAGUUGACUUGUCUGAUCGGAAGUUGAUAGAAGAAGCCUUCACUCUGGGAGACCUGCCUGUCCUCUUUACCACCAGGACUUUAUCCAUGGGGGUAAACCUACCAGCUCACCUGGUGGUGAUCAAAUCCACCAUGCAGUAUGUUGCAGGCUCCUGUCAGGAGUACAGCGAGGCAGAUCUGCUCCAGAUGAUAGGCCGUGCUGGAAGACCACAGUUUGACACAUCUGCUACUGCUGUGAUCAUGACCAAGAUUCAAACCAGAGAGAAGUACCUGAAGCUUAUGAAUGGGAUAGAAGUCAUUGAGAGCAGCUUACACAGCCACCUGGUGGAGCACUUGAAUGCUGAGAUUGUUCUCCAGACUAUCAGUGAUGUCAAAAUGGCUUUGGACUGGAUUCGCUCCACCUUCCUUUACAUCAGAGCCCUCAAGAACCCCACACACUAUGGAUUCUCUGCCGACCUAGACAGAUGUGGAAUUGAAGCAAAAUUGCAAGAACUGUGUCUGAAGAAUCUCAACUCUCUGUCCUCUGUUGGUCUGAUCUCUAUGGAUGAGGAUAUCACCAUCAAACCGACAGAGGCUGGCAGGUUGAUGGCUAGGUACUGCAUUGCCUUUGACACCAUGAAACAGUUCAGUAAAGUGUCUGGGACUGAAAACCUGUCUGAUCUGAUUGAGCUGCUGUCAAAGAGCAGAGAGUUCAGUGACAUCCAGCUGAGAAUGAAUGAGAAAAGGUCCUUGAAUGGUUUGAACAGGGACAAAAACAGAGUCACCAUCAGGUAUCCCAUUGACGGAAAGAUCAAAACCAGUGAGAUGAAAGUAAACUGUUUGAUUCAGGCUCAGUUAAGCUCCAUCCCAGUUCAAGAUUUUGGACUUACACAGGACACAGCAAAGAUCUUCAGGAUUGGCAUGCGCAUCAGCAGAUGUCUGUCUGAGUUUCUGAGUCAGCGGGUCAAGGCUGUUUUUUCUGCUGUAGUCAACUCCCUGAUCCUGGCUAAGUGCUUCAGAGCAAAGCUUUGGGAAAACUCACCCUAUGUUUCCAAACAGCUGGAAAAGAUAGGCCAAACUCUGUCAACUGCCAUGGUGCAUGCUGGACUCACCACAUUCAGCAAAAUAGAGCAAAUCAACGCCAGAGAGCUUGAGCUGAUUCUCAAUAGGCAUCCGCCAUUUGGAAACCAAAUCAGAGAGUCUGUCAUACACCUCCCAAAGUAUGACGUAAUGCUGGAGCAGCUUCCAAGGUACAGCAGCACCACAGCAGAGAUUGUGCUUAAAGUGAGCCUCAAAAACCAAGCACAGCUGCUGACCAGGAGAGCAGCUCAAGACCACCAUCAUGCCUCCGUCGUCAUCGGAGACGCUGAUAACAAUGUCGUCUUUCUGCAGAAACUCACGGACGUAAUGCUGCUGAAGGGUGGUAGCUGGUCAAAGAAGAUUGACGUGGCGAAGGCUAUGAAAGGAGAUGAGAUCAGUGUGCAUCUUAUCAGUUCAGAAUAUGUGGGUCUGGACAUCCAGCAGAAGUUCACAGUGUACUACUCUGCAGCUCGAAGAUUUGGGACUGAAAAUCCACACAACACAACGCAGGAUGCCAGGAGACCGCAAUCGGUGCUGAAACCACUAUUAACAAAUCAGGCUGCAACUCACAGGGAGAACGGCACAUCUGUGGGAGAAGAGGGCAGUUGUAGCUUUGAUUUAGGCAAUAAAAGACUUUGCAACCACUUCUGCAAGAACAAGGCUUUCUGUGCCCAUGACUGUUGUAAAGUAGGUGUUACUGUGACAAGAAAGAGGUCAGCAAACCAAGAAACCAGUUUCACUUCAUAUUUGAAAGACCUGAGGAGCCGAUGUGACACAUUUGCGCCGACCCCUGUUAAGCGACUCAAAAUGAGAAUGGCUGAGGAGCCUGUGUCGCUCAGCAUGCAAAGGUUUGCUUACAAACCCAAAGAGAUGCUACCACCCCCUUCCUGGAAUAAAGAAAAUCUCUGUAAAGCUUCAGUGAGACCUCAGUCUGGGACUGACUUGGCAAGUGAAGCUCAACUACCUGACGUAGAAAGCCUGAAUGACCUUGACGGAGAUUAUGAUGACUAUUAUGUGGAGGACGUGUACACAACGAUGGGAGGGCCUUCCCAAAACGUUGCUGCAGCUCAUCCUCACCAUCAAAGUUCCUCGGUGUGGAUGACCACAGAUAUGAGUGUUGGGAGUCAGGACUCUCAACAGGAUCUAAAUCAGAUCAAUACAACAAGCACGGGUCACUCAAAGAGCUCCACCGCACUGCCAGAACAGGCUGCUCUCUGCAAAAAUACUUCAUCCCUCCAGAUACCGACUGUCAACUUUGACCUUGGAAACGAGUGGGAUGACUGGGGCGAUUUUGAUGAUGAUAAUCUGAUGCAUGCCAGCGAGCCAGCACUGACUUCAUACAUGACUGCACAACCUCAAAUUCAGCAGUGUGAUGAAAACCGCACACCAGGCUAUGUUACAGCUUCAGCCCCAGUAUUACUCAGCCACUCACACAUCAAACCUUCUAUAACCGCUGUGACAACACCACUGAGGUUGACUUUAACAAAUGUCAGUCCUGAAAUCAAAAAAGCGGGACCCUCACCAGUCAGCCGGACAUUCACACCACAGAAGAGAAUCACACCCAAGUGGAAUCCAAAAGUGCAUAGGCCAAAUAUUUUCAGUGAGGAAACCACUAUAAAAACAUCAUUAGAACUUCUAAAACAGCCUGAGGAGGCAAAAGUGACUAGGAGAUUGGAUUUCUUUUCAGCAUUGAGUGCCCCACCCAACGCCAGCUCAUCUCUCAAUAGAAGCAGCAAAGAGGAAGAUGCUUUUGUUGGCAUUUUUGAUGGAAUAUUUUAGAAGUACUGGUGGACACACUCUGAUAUAAACAUGUCCCUAAUGUAAGGUUCUUUCUGUUUCCUGUGAGAUUUUCACCUCGAGUUAUAGAUUGUUGCAAAUUCAUUCUUAUUUUGUAUUGUAAAUGAAACAAGUUCAAAAGGGUUUUUUGAUGUGAUUGUAUUUAUGUGCGCUGUUUACUUAAUAAAGCCUGCGUUCACUGGAGGA